Cuscuta epithymum is the source of this 354-nucleotide messenger RNA. Lineage: Eukaryota; Viridiplantae; Streptophyta; Magnoliopsida; Solanales; Convolvulaceae. The record is from the annotation of a GenBank genome assembly.
CCUGGUGCAGGGAGGCGGAAAGUUAAUGUCGAUGCCUCAACCGGGGGAGAGAGAUGCGGGUUCGGAUGGGUUGUAAGAGAUAGCUAUGGAAUAUUUUUGGCAGGUGGAUGUACUUCAGGGACCGGUAAGUUUACCCCUCUCGAAGCUGAACUUAUGGGUGUGAGGGAAGCUCUCAGUUGGCUUAAGGCUCAACAAUGGGAUUUUAUUGAUGUGGAAUCUGAUUCUCUUCUAGCUAUUCAAGAAAUUCAAAGGGGUUCAAGUUUAUCUUAUUCUGGAAUUUUAGCCGAGGAUAUACGAGAUUUGAUGACUAACUUUGUUAGUAUUAUUUUUUCUCAUGUUCGACGAUCAGCGAAC